Protopolystoma xenopodis is the source of this 264-nucleotide messenger RNA. NCBI's taxonomy places the organism in Eukaryota, Metazoa, Platyhelminthes, Monogenea, Polystomatidea, Polystomatidae. The record is from the annotation of a GenBank genome assembly.
AUGACACCUUGCUCUGAUGAAGUUGGUCAAUUGACGGACGAAAGCUCAGCACCUUUUCACCGGAAUCGAACGAGGUUGCCUCGGAAACAGCGUCAGCAAGGCCAAUCGACAGCUGGUGAAGAGGAAUCCGCCGACCCGAGCUUCGAAUCUCUUCACGCAACAAUAACUUGUAGCAAAUUGGAGCGGGCAAACCUCUGGUUUCCGACCAAUCAGCGCCAACUGGCCGAUACCCCCUACCGGUUCAGACAAUCUCUGACCAAUUGA